Molecule: messenger RNA, 1137 nt
Organism: Ananas comosus (pineapple)
Lineage: Eukaryota; Viridiplantae; Streptophyta; Magnoliopsida; Poales; Bromeliaceae
Exons: 2
Coding region: 1-1137 (378 amino acids)
Source: RefSeq, a predicted model, not a curated record
AUGGAUUCGCUAGAUUUCAUGUCUGCUGCAAUCCACUUCUGCAGUGGUGCUCCUGGAUGGAUAUCCUGGCACGUCAUUCGCUUGCAAAAGAGGGCUUCGACAAGGCGGCCCCUAUCUCCUCUCCUUUUUAUCUUAUGCAUUGAUGUGCUAUACCGAAUGCUACAACUUGCUGUCGCAUCGAGCUCCCUUCCUGCGGUAGGCAUAGGAAAGGUACAGGUUCACACCUUACAAUUUGCGGACGACAUACUCCUCUUCUUCGAUGGGUCCAGCAGGUCUGUGACUAUCAUUAAGAUCAUCCUUGAUACCUUCUCCGCGAGCUCAGGCCUUAAGAUCAAUUACAACAAGAGCUCCUUAAUUCCGAUUCACUUACCUAGUGCUCAUGCUUUGGUAAUGGCCAGCUCUCUUGGUUGCUCCAUCCAGAGCUUCCCCUUAACUUAUCUUGGACUUCCUCUAUCUCCCAGGGCCCUUCAUAAAGUGGAGUACUUGCCUCUAAUUGAGAAGAUCAGCAACCAGAUCUUAGUCAAGAAUUGGGUCCGCCGCUUCGCGUCGCAUGCCACCCUGGGAUUUAAUUCCGCUCAAUGUCCUGAAGAAUCACAAGAGCUUCAGCAGUUGGCAGCAUUGAUCAGUACCUUAGAUUUUUCUGCUUCCCCCAAUGACUCGCUCGUUUGGCAUUGGAACAACACCAAAAGGUUUUCUGUAAGAAGUGCUUAUAAUUUUCUUACUUACGACGGAAUCAACAACUUCUCAACACUGUUCCUGUGGAAACUCAAGAUACUGCUUAGGGUCAAAUUAUUCAUGUGGCUAGCAGCGAAAAAAAAGGUCUUAACAACUGACAAUCUGACCAAACGUGGAUGGAUCGGCCUUUCAAUCUGCGUACUUUGCAACUCUGAUGAAGAUACUAUUGAUCAUCUCUUGCUGCACUACACUUUUGCUAGAUCUGUCUGGAUGUGGUUGCUGCAAACUACUCCAACUGGACUUCUUUUGCUGACCAACCACUCCGAAGGGAUUGUUGAUCGAUGGUGUCGACAGAGAAGGGCGGUGUUGGGGGAAAAUAAAAUUUUCUUUGAUCUAUGCUUUGCGGAGACCUGCUGGGAGUUAUGGAAAGAGGAAAUAGAAGAAUUUUCGAAAAUUGGAUGA